Schizosaccharomyces osmophilus is the source of this 192-nucleotide messenger RNA. RefSeq lists its product as uncharacterized. The transcript has 2 exons. Lineage: Eukaryota; Fungi; Ascomycota; Schizosaccharomycetes; Schizosaccharomycetales; Schizosaccharomycetaceae. Bases 1 to 192 code for a protein of 63 amino acids. The record is from RefSeq and is a predicted model, not a curated record.
AUGGAAAUAGAAAAGGUCCUGGAAGGAAAGGGUGUCAUAAAACAAAUUCAACACAAUGUACUAUCAAACAUCCUCAAUUGGGAAGAUAACUCGAGCUUAUGUGCUAAGAGACUUUGGAUUCCCUCUAAAGAAUCCUCCAGAUACUCCAAAAAAGGCGAUAAAACCGAUCAGACUAUCAGCAAGGAGGUGUAA